AUGGCCGAUCCCAUGACCACCCAAACCUCCUUAGCUUUGCCUCCUUUCUCGACCCUUUCACCGAAAUAUGAGGUGUUCCUCAGUUUUAGAGGUUUCGACACUGGAAAAGGUUUUACUGACAAUUUGUACAAGGCCUUGAUUCACUACGGAAUCCACACUUUCAUGGAUGCUGAACAACUCGAAAGUGGAGAACCCGUUUCAACGGAACUCUUCAAAGCAGCUGAAGAAUCGCAAAUAUCAGUCAUCAUUCUUUCAACAAACUAUGCAACCUCCGCAUGGUGUCUGAAUGAACUUGUCACUAUGGUUGAACUUGUGGAAAACAACGAGUCCAGACUGAUUUUGCCUGUGUUCUUUGGCGUGACGCCAUCCAAAGCACGAAAACAGAUUGGAGUUCAUUUUGAAGAGGGGUUUGCUCAACAUAAAAAAGAUUUCGAAGGAGAGCCAGGAGAGGUGGCAAGGUGGAAGAAAUCUCUCACUGCAAUCGCCAACCUCUCAGGAUAUGAUAUAAGAAAUUACAGAAACGAUACAAUAGUGAUUGAAAAGAUAGUUGAACGUAUUUUUGGUGUUUUGAUUAACACAUUCUCAAAUGAUAUAAAGGACUUUGUUGGUAUGGAUCGUGUAAACCAAAUUAAAUCCAACAUGAGUUUAAGUAUAGGGUCUGAGGAAGUUCGUGUAAUAGGGAUUUGUGGGAUGCCAGGGAUUGGUAAGAGUACCAUGGCAAAAGCGCUUUCUCAAAGAAUUCGCAAUCAAUUCGAUGCUUUCAGUUUAAUUUCUAAGGUUGGAGAGAUCUCUAGAAAAGAAAGUUUAUUUCAUAUCAAGAAACAACUUUGUGAUCACUUGUUGAAUCAACAAGUAACUACAAAGAAUGUCGAUGAUGUGAUAUGUAAGAGAUUGUGCAACAAACGGGUGCUUAUAAUUCUUGACAACGUGGAUGAAUUAGAACAAAUAGAAGCUGUAGCUGGAAAUGAUGGUGCAGAAUUAUCUAGUCGGUUUGGUAAGGGUAGUAGAAUCAUCAUAACCACAGCAUAUGAAAGGUUGUUGAUAAAUUAUAAUCCAAAAAUAUACACAAUUGAGAAACUUACUCAAGAUGAAUCUCUUCUUCUCUUCUGCCGGAAAGCAUUCAAAAAAGACCAUCCUAUGGAUGGUUAUGAGAAGUUGUGUUACGAAUUUCUGGAUUACGUUGAUGGUCUUCCUCUGGCUCUUGAAGUUUUCGGUAACUCCUUACUGAACAGAAGUGUAGAAGAUUGGUCUAGUAGAUUGGCUUCUUUAAAAGAUGAUAACUACUCUGGUAAGAACAAAAUUGUUAAUUAUCUUAAAGAAAGUUUUGAUGGAUUAGAGAAUCAAGAACAGCGGGAAAUAUUUUUGGACAUUGCGUGUUUCUUCAAAGGCGAGGAUGCAUGCCGUGUAGAAAAGAUAUUUGAAAGUUGUGGCUACUAUCCAGGCAUCAAUAUAAACAUCCUUUGUGAAAAAUAUUUAGUGAGUAUCGUUGGAGGAAAAUUGUGCAUGCACAAUUUACUACAACAAAUGGGCAGAGAAGUUGUUUGUGGAGAAUCCAAAAAGGAAGGAGAACGCAGCAGAUUGUGGCUUCAUACAGAUGCCAUUCAUGUACUGAAGGGAAAUAAGGGGACAGAUGCUGUUCAAGGUAUUUUCCUAAGCUUGCCUCAUCCAGACAAAGUACACUUGAAGAAAGACCCAUUCUCAAACAUGGACAAUCUAAGAUUGUUGAAGAUUUACAAUGUGGAAUUUUCUGGACGCCUUGAAUAUCUUUCAGAUGAGUUGAGCUUCUUGGAAUGGCACAAAUAUCCUUUAAAAUCUCUGCCUUCAAAUUUUCAACCCGAUAAACUUGUUGAACUGAACUUGUCUGAAAGCGAAAUAGAGCAAUUAUGGGAGGAAAUUGAGAGGCCUUUGGAAAAGUUGUUGAUACUCAACCUAAGUAAUUGUCAAAAGUUGAUCAAGACCCCUGACUUCGACAAAGUCCUGAACCUUGAGCAGCUAAUCCUUAAAGGUUGUACAAGCUUGUCUGAGGUUCCUGACAUUAUCAACUUAAGAUCUCUCACAAAUUUCAUUCUUUCGGGAUGUUCCAAACUUGAAAAGCUUCCAGAGAUUGGUGAAGACAUGAAACACUUAAGGAAACUUCAUUUAGAUGGGACAGCAAUAGAAGAGCUACCAACAUCAAUCAAGCAUUUGAGUGGCCUUACUCUGCUCAAUCUCAGAGACUGCAAGAAUCUUCUGAGCCUGCCAGACGUCCUUUGUGCUACUUUGACAUCACUUCAAGUUCUCAACCUGUCAGGGUGUUUGAAUAUCAACAAGCUGCCAGAGAACUUAGGGAGUUUAGAAUGUUUACAGGAGCUUGAUGCAAGCAGGACAGCUAUACAAGAGCUACCAGCAUCAAUCAAGCAUUUAACCGGCCUUAACCUCUCUAAGCUGAAAGACUGCAAGAACCUUUUGUGUCUUCCAGACGUCAUUUGCACUGCUUUGACAUCACUUCAAAUUCUCAACGUCUCAGGGUGUUCAAAUCUUAACGAGUUACCCGAGAACCUGGGGAGUUUAGAAUGUUUACAGGUGCUUGAUGCUAGCGGCACUGCUAUAAGCCUUGUACCUGAAAGCAUCUCUCAACUUUGUCAGCUUGAAGAACUUGCAUUGAAUGAUUGUAGAAAGCUUCAAUCAUUGCCACGGCUUCCAUUUAGUAUAAGAGCCGGUGCCAUUCAGCGCGGUGAAAGGUUUGAAUAUGGUUAUCGAUCAAAUGAAAUCCCAGCAUGGUUGAGCCGUCAGAGUACUGAAUCCACAAUAACAAUCCCUCUACCUCUUGAUUUAGACGGUAAGAGUAAAUGGAUCAAACUUGCUCUGUGCUUUGUUUGUGAAGCAGCUCAGAAGCAUGAUAGUUUGGAAGAUGUACCAGAAUUUGAUGAGGAACUGGGAGCAAACUUCACUCGCAAUCACCAUAUUGAACUCUAUACAACUGAAGAUCAUCAUGAAUGUCCCCAAGUAAUUAUUUACCGCGACUGCAAUUUAGCUGGACCAUUUAUACAUUGGUGCUUUAUACCACGAAUUGACCUUACGGAAAAUUCGAAUAGACGCUUGAUCCGAGCUUCAAUUACACCUGACAGCCCAGGAACAAAAGUGACAGGGUGUGGGGUGAGCCUAAUAUACUUGGAAGAUGUCCCCAAAUUUGUCCAGAAAUUGAAUAAACACUAUCUUGGCUAUCAGCAUGAACAAGAAGAAGAUGGUAUGAGAAGUAUUCAGUCAACAAGCGGGGUUCAAACUCAACAAGAAGUACAAGAACAAGAAACUACUACUUCAACCAGGAUUGUAGGUCAAUUGAGAAGAAACGUGGUGUCAUUGCUUGAAAAACUAUUUGAGGGAUUACAGCAGGGCCUUCCGCAUCUCUAUGAUUAUGGUUUUAUUUUUCCUCGACGUGAAAGAUUACAGUGGUUUAGUGAACAAAGCAGCACGUCUGCAUGCACAGUAAACUUAGCUCUUCCUCAAAAUCUGCAUAACGAUGAGAAAUGGGCAGGACUUUCUCUAUAUGUUGUCUGCAGUCUGCCCCCAGGUGCUUCACUUACUACUCGCACUUUCUACGAGUGUCAUUUGUAUACCCCCAUUGAAGCUGUGGGCCAUAACCAACUGAUGCAUCACCUAAUCGUAUCUUCUCCCUUGGAUGACAAUGAGGGGUCACAUCGGCUCCUCAUUGUUCAUAUCCCACGCGUACGCUUUCCAGAACAUUUGAACCGGUGCCAUUUCAUUCAGGCUUUAUUUGGAUGUAGAACACCAGGUGUGGAGGUUGAACUAUGCGGGAUGCGUCUCGUGUACAAGGAAGAUUUGAAAGGGUUGAUCGAAACAAUUACCCGUUGCACCAAUGAUCGGCCUGCUUACUACGGAACUGGUGAUUUUACCGAUACCAAGAAAUAUAAGGGAAUUAGUUUGGGAGCUACAAGUUUGCUAACGAAUCUGCUAGAAGCAGCCAAAUCCAGCGAGCACAGCUCUGUAACCGAAGUUUGUCCUCCUUUCAUGCCUUUCGAUUUCCGACCAGAAUAG
Messenger RNA from Prunus armeniaca (apricot), 4035 nucleotides. The record is from the annotation of a GenBank genome assembly. NCBI's taxonomy places the organism in Eukaryota, Viridiplantae, Streptophyta, Magnoliopsida, Rosales, Rosaceae.